Molecule: messenger RNA, 2350 nt
Organism: Cynoglossus semilaevis (tongue sole)
Lineage: Eukaryota; Metazoa; Chordata; Actinopteri; Pleuronectiformes; Cynoglossidae
Product: neuronal acetylcholine receptor subunit alpha-7-like
Exons: 10
Coding region: 112-1527 (471 amino acids)
Biological process (GO): monoatomic ion transmembrane transport
Cellular component (GO): postsynaptic membrane
Molecular function (GO): transmembrane signaling receptor activity; acetylcholine-gated monoatomic cation-selective channel activity
Source: RefSeq, a predicted model, not a curated record
AUAAUCAGGGUGAGUGGGUUUGAGUGUUACAAAUGGCAAACUGAGUUCACUACAUAAGUGAGUUGGAGUGCAGAGAGACUUGUUUAAUUCUGUCACAUCCUACAGUCCAUCAUGGAGCUACACUUGGUCCUUUUCUUUGCUGUUACCGUCUGCUUGGUUAAAGUUUCCCACCAGGGACCGAAUGAAGCCAGACUUUUCGAAGACCUGCUGCGUGAUUACAACUCACUGUCCAGACCAGUCGCUAAUGAAACAGACAAGCUCACCGUUACAGUCGGCCUCACUCUGAUGCAGAUCAUGGAUGUGAAUGAGAAGAACCAGAUUUUAACGGCCAAUGUUUGGCUGCCAAUGGAAUGGAAAGACAAUAACCUCAAGUGGGAUGUAGAAAACUAUCCAGGUGUUACCAAUAUGAGGUUUCGUCAUAGUCAAGUUUGGUCGCCAGACAUUCUUCUUUACAACAGUGCUGAUGAAAGGUUUGAUCCAACGUUCCAUACCAACAUCCUAGUCGCCCCCUCUGGUAACUGUACUUAUAUUCCUCCAGGGAUCUUCAAGAGUAUUUGCUCCGUGAAUAUGCGCUGGUUCCCUUUUGACGUCCAAAAGUGUGAGCUGAAGUUUGGCUCGUGGACAUACGAUGGCCACAUGGUGGACUUGAAGAUGGGUACCAUAGACACCACCCUCUACACUGACAAUGGAGAGUGGCAUCUUGUCGAUGUGAAAGGGAAGAGAAGUGUAACUGUCUAUGAGUGCUGUCCAGAACCUUAUGUUGAUGUCACUUUCACUCUGGUGAUGCAACGACGGACCUCUUUCUAUGCCUUUUAUUUUCUCCUGCCCUGUAUCCUGAUCUCCAUCAUGGCCGUCAUGGUCUUUCUCCUGCCUCCUGACUCUGGGGAGAAGAUCACACUGGGCAUCACUGUCCUGCUCUCCAUGGUUGUCUUCAUGCUCCUUAUUGCACAGGUCAUACCUGCGUCCUCUGACACCGUGCCCUUGAUCGCUCAGUACUUUGCUGUCAUCUUGGUCAUUGUUGCGCUCUCAGUGGCUGCAACAGUUGUGGUUUUACAUUUUCAUCAUCAUGACCCGAGAGGAUGUUCAAUGCCAAAAUGGAUCCGUGUCCUCCUGCUGGACUUUUGUCCCAGAUUCCUGUGCAUGAAGCUUCCAGGUGAAGGUCGAAGACAGUCUCCUGGCGACAAGGCUCAACGGGGAAGUAUGAGCAGCAUGGAACUCAAUAUUCCCAUUUCUACACCUGCCACGCCUGCUGACUCCAGUGGAGAGAAAAAAGGAAAAUGCGAAGAUGCAAUGCUCCUUCUAAAUGGAGGAGAGAAGGCACAAGGAAAGGAACCGGAGCUGGUCAAGAUUCUGGAAGAGGUUCGUUACAUCGCAAGACAGUUUUAUGACCAGGACAAGGAUAAAUUAGUGAGCAACGACUGGAAAUUUGCUGCAGCUGUCCUUGACAGGCUUUGUCUCGUGGCUUUUUCAAUUGUUACAUUCUUGUGCACUGUUGUAAUGCUGAUGUCAGCACCAAGCACUGAAUAAGUCAUUUCUUCAUUAUGAUAAAGGAGUUUGUUAAAAUAUGGAAAAGAAAACUGUUUCCAUUUAUGAUGUGAGAGUUGAUACAUGUGCAUUUUGGCUAAUGAAAUAAUGAAGAGGUUACUAAGGUGUGAAAUACAAAUUCCAUUUAAAGAGAAAAAUCCAGUUCAGUUUAGAGAAAUCAAAACAUCAGUUAUUUGAGAGAAAAAAAGGAAAUUCAAAUAAGAAAGAAGUGGUUUACGUAACCAAGCAUUUUAUUAAUCAGAUAACUUGUUUACUAAUAACUAAUAACCUUUUUAUGACAUAGAUUAGUGCACUAAUCAUCAAUGUUUACUCAUAAGAACUUUUUAAAAACUCUAUAGUAAGGCUGAAUUAAUGGUAUUUGUCAAGCCUGAUACAUGUGUACUUAUGACAGUUUAUCAAGUGAAGAUACUCACUAGUAUUCCAUGUAUGAUAUAUGCCACAAUAUCUCCUGUUUCAUUAAAUCUUUUGUGCAAAAUACUAAAUUCAAACCAGGGCAGUGAUGUUGAUGCCACCACAGAACUAAUGUAACCUUGUUUUUGCUUUUACCUUUUUUCUUAAUAAUUUUCUUAUUAGGACAACACAAGGAUUUUAUAGGCUUUGUUUUUUAAAACUGUAACAUUCAGCUAAUAAACAUUUAUUUCUUGUCGUCUGUGUUGUCUUUGCAUCACGUGUGUUUGAGUUUACUUUUCAUUCCCUAUUUAGCUCCUCAUGACAAAAUUACAAAUCAUAACUCACAACAACACCAGUGACUCAGUGUGUUAAUACAAAAAAUAUUCUGAUUACCUUCUUAAGAGAGACUUAUUUU